AUGUGCGGCAGCUCCGGCAAAAGACUACCAGCGAAGCCGAGGAGGCAUCCUGAGGAGCAGGAGCGCUUGCUCCAGAGGCUAGUCGGGGUGCACAUGGACCUGUCGGACAACAACGAAGACGGAUCAAGCUCCAACGACAAUGACCGUUCGGCGACUGAUGCAUACAUCGACAGCCAGAGCAGCACCGUGACCGGAAGGACCGUCGCUGUUCUUCUCGUCUUAUCCCCUUCCUCCUUGGUAUCUGUCAGUCACUUCCCCCUCCCCCUCUCCGCCUCAGUCUCUCUAGGUCUCUGUCUUCUCCUCUUCUUCCCCAAGCUUAGGGAUUUACCAAUCGGGGGAGUUUCGUUGCUGACGGAUUGCCGUUGCUCCAUCUCCUCUUUUUCAGGCAUGGUUUGCCCUGUUUGUCGUUGCCCAGGUGCUCCUUGCGUACCAUUUCUGCGAGCGGAUGAAGUCCCUGAAGUUUUCGAUGUUGUCGUUGACGAGGAUUGCUUCAGAAUGAUGGCCAACACAUGAGAUACAGCAGGAUAUGGACCCAAUAAUUAAAGGAAAAGGGGGUGUGUGGUCAGAUUAUCAUUUACCUUGCAAUUACCAGAAGCAGCUUGUUCUCCAG
Triticum dicoccoides is the source of this 610-nucleotide messenger RNA. RefSeq lists its product as uncharacterized. The transcript has 5 exons. The record is from RefSeq and is a predicted model, not a curated record. NCBI's taxonomy places the organism in Eukaryota, Viridiplantae, Streptophyta, Magnoliopsida, Poales, Poaceae. Bases 1 to 513 code for a protein of 170 amino acids.